Molecule: messenger RNA, 654 nt
Organism: Parathielavia appendiculata
Lineage: Eukaryota; Fungi; Ascomycota; Sordariomycetes; Sordariales; Chaetomiaceae
Exons: 2
Coding region: 388-558 (56 amino acids)
Source: RefSeq, a predicted model, not a curated record
GUCCAGUGCGACAGAUGUUGAUAUUGAUGGACCGAUCUGGCUUAACGGGGUACUAGUCUUAACAGGACACAGCGAGGACUGAUUUCAGGCACAGGUGGAGCAGGCGCCAGCCAUGCUGCUACAACCGCACUUGUUGCUCGAACCUUUACCAUCGCAGUCGCCCAUAAUGGACAGUAUGUGGGGAAGCUGAUGAAGAGUAUGUUGGUUGAAGUAGUAUCUGAAGAGUUGCGAUUGCUCUGCCCUGCGUUGCUUGCCUUGGGUUUGUUGUAGAUGGAGAAGUUUCGGGACUGGAGGCUUCCCCUCCCCUCUCGCCAGCCUCUCCUGCUCCCUCAGCCUCCUUCCCGCAACCGCCCUCGUUCCUCCAAUUUGGCCCGACCCCGUGCAGCCAUGGCCGCCUCUGACUCUCUCGGGUUGAGGUCGCCAUCUUUGGCGCCCUUUGGCCUCCUCCUCGCGCUGCUCCAAUUUUCGAUCAGCAAGACAUGGAUGUACCCCUUGCUGCACGACAGCUUCCAUUCAGGUUUCCAAAGAGUUGGCGCAACCAAGGGACUUACAACAUAGUGCGGCUCACGUACUGUACCUUUACCGUGAGAUGUCACCAAAAACACGCUUGUUGCGUAAUGGCCCCCGAACUAUUGCCUGUCUGUACAGGUAUAG